Messenger RNA from Polistes dominula (European paper wasp), 5533 nucleotides. RefSeq names its product conserved oligomeric Golgi complex subunit 6. The record is from RefSeq and is a predicted model, not a curated record. NCBI's taxonomy places the organism in Eukaryota, Metazoa, Arthropoda, Insecta, Hymenoptera, Vespidae. Gene Ontology annotation, biological process: intra-Golgi vesicle-mediated transport. Gene Ontology annotation, cellular component: COG complex.
UAUACAUAAUAACCUUAAAUUUUUCUUACCACACUUAUGUGACGUAUACUAUAUGUGAUCUGUCAUAAAUUAAGAGGUAUCUAUCUGUUCUAAUGAUUAUGAAAAUAGUUAAUUGCAAUGAGUGAAAAAAAUACUAAUUCAGCUUUGGUUAGACGAGUUAAUAAAUUACUCGAAUCAAGAGUAGAACAUGACAAGGAUACAUUGGAAGCUUUGAAAGAAUUGUCAACAUUUUUUACGGAAAACACAUUAAAUGCUCGUCGUAAUUUAAGAAGUAAAAUAGAAAGAAGAAGUCUUGCCAUUAAUGAAGACUUUUUAUCAUCUUUUAGAGAAGUUAAAGCUUGUUUAGAUAAUAUAUAUCAAGAUGUAUUAGCGAUGAAUACUUCAGUUCAAUGUAUGACCAAUCGCUUACAAGUUACAAAAACUAAAACUUCCCAACUAAUUGAACAAACAACAAAACUUCAAAAUGAAAGUCAAGUAUUAUCGAUGCAACAAGAAGUUGCAAAUGCAUUUAUCAAGAAUCUUCAAUUAUCUCAAUCGGAGAUAACAAGUUUGCAUGGAUCACAUAGAGAGUCUCCUAUAACUGAAGAAUUUUUUACUAUUCUUAGCCGAGUACAGGAAAUACAUAGCAACUGUAGAAUAUUGAUGCAAUCUGGUUAUCAAACGCUGGCAUUAGAUAUAAUGCAAAGAAUGACACUUCUUCAAGAAGCCGCUUUGGAGAGGUUAUACAGGUGGACGCAGAGUCAAUGUAAAUAUAUAGAAGACGAACAACUAGCACCUUUACUUGUUAAAGCGAUGAGUAAAUUGCAAGAUAGACCUAUUUUAUUCAAGUAUAUUUUAGAUGAAUAUUGCGCUAAUAGAAGAACAGCUCUUGUAGGUUCUUUUAUCGACGCAUUAACAUUAGGUGAAUCCAUCGGUGGAACACCAAAUCCUAUAGAAAUGCACGCUCAUGAUCAUAAAAGAUAUGUUGGCGACAUGCUUGCUUGGUUGCAUCAAGCGAUUCCUAUUGAAAAAGAGAACAUAUUGAUUUUAGUUAAAGAUUGUGAUAAAACUGAUGUAUCUGAUCAAAUUAAGCAAUGUCUAAGUAAUAUUACGGAAGGACUUUGUCAUCCACUACAAUCAAGAAUAGAACACAUAGUUUCCGUUGAAGCUCCAGCUACUGUCUUAUAUUCUGUUACAACUCUAAUAAGAUUUUAUCGUGCUAUAAUUCAGCAAGUUAUACCAGAUAGCAAUUUAGAUUCAACUUUAUAUGAUUUGUUAGUAUUAAGCGAGAAAAGUUUUCUCAGUAGAUUACAAAGAGAAACUAGAAUAGCUCUUGGAGAACGAGCUGAACCACCAGGGAAUGACUUAGUACCGGCUCCAUCCGUUUCAAGAUUGUUAUACCUCUUGAAUGAAAUUCUAUCCGUGGCUAGCAUAGCCGAAGAUAGAGAAAAAGAUAUGCUUCAAAUAGUAUCGUGUAUCAUUGAUCCAUUAUUACAAGAAGUCAACGAAACAGCUUCGAGAUUACCUACGGUUGAUAUGGCUGUGUAUCUUCUUAAUUGUAUGCAUCAAAUACAAUCAACAUUAGGAUUAUAUGAAUAUAUGGAUCAAAGAUUAGAACGAUUGCAGGCUCAGUCGGAUGCUCAAAUUGAUACGCUUACAUCGGAACAAGCUAGCUCUUUAGUUGCAAACUUAAAUCUCGGAUCAAUUUAUACUAUUUUACAAGGACGUGAACAGGGUCCUCUUUCUGAUAUUCCUGGAAUGGAUCCAUUAAGUGUUAAAGAAUUCACGAACAAAUUGGAAGCAUUUUUAGUAAUGCCAGAUGUAUUAUUAUUACCUCAAAUAAAUUUACUACAAAGCAACAAUCAUCGCGAGGUUACCAAGAAACGUUCAUUCGAAGUAAUCGGAGCUAUUUACAAACAACUUUACGAAGCUUGUCACGAUCCGAAAAAUUUAUAUAAAAAUCCGACUGGUUUAUUUACGAAAUCACCGGAUGAACUUUUACAAAUAUUAGUUUCCCAAUGAUUGUGACCUUCGAGAAUGAAUAUAUUUAAUAAAAAUGUAAAUAAUCAAUUUAUAAUUAUUAAUAUAAUUUAUAUUAUUCUAAUAACCGUAUAAAACUAUACUAAGGUAAAAGAAUGAUUAAAAAUUGGAUAACAAUAUUUUUUAAAAGUCUAUACUGAGGUCCGUUCGAUUGUAUAUUUGUAAUUGGACGAAACUUUUAGUCCUCUCGAGUUGCGAAGUUGCUAUUGGGUCGUUAGGGUAUACUCUCAAGAUUUAAUAGAGGUAUAAAUUGACGUGUGAUUCGUUUCGUGAGGCCCGUACAGGCCCGUGGCAAAAAUCGAUGGCUCAUUUGAACCACCAGGAAAUCUGUUUAGAAAUAUGCAGGAGCAUAAAAUAAUAACAUUCAGCACUAUGCCGUCACUUGUAAGCUGUCCAACUGAGUGCAAGUGAGAAUAGGAGCUAUACUUAUUUUAUACUUCACAGUGACUCGAAAAGAAGAUUGUACAUCUGGUCUUAAGUAAUAUACCAAAUCAUUCGCAUUAUCUUCCAUAUUUGACACAAAGUCACUCAAACAAUAUUGUCUUCCUCUUUGAAGUGCUUUCGGUUUCCACAAUUCGGAAGCUAUUCAUCAUCGUCAGAUAAAGUAGCAUUCAAAUCUAAAGUAUCAAUAGGACGGGUAGUGAUAUAAUUAUACAUGAUAGCAUAGCAAAAAGAACGAGGGAUAGCUUGGGAUGGAAAAUUUGCCCAGUUUGUAGUAGGAAAAGUGCAGGAUGUUGAACUUGGUAUAGUUGGAUUGAGUAAUUUCAUGCGUUGCUGUUUAUCCGCUAGACAUUUACCACCAUCAAUUCCAAUGAACAUUUUUUUAUUAUUACCACUUGCAAUGCAUUCUUCGAUUCUUAAAUAUACAAAAAAAAAACAAUAACAAAAUUUAUUAAAAAUAAUAAAAAAUUUUAAAUUGUUGUUUAAUAACACAAUGACAUAUGCGAUAAAAUUUAUGAACUAACUAACCUUUCAACUAGGACAUUUUUAUUACCUGACACGGUUAAGCCACGACAUGCAGGCCAUCGUUUUAAGUCCCUGACAAGAUGAUCUUGCACUUUUGCAAAUUUCAAUUUCGCCUCAGGUACAUCAUCUUCCGUUAAUUCCGUAAUAAUUCUAUACGUUUAACGUUGUUGUCAAUAGAGAAUUCAAAACAUAUGUACCCCCACUGGUGCUGCCUCUAGCGGAUCUUUUUUUAAUCUUCCCAGCAAAAAGGCUCAUUCAUUAUUCCGCAACGCCGUAUAAAAAUCAUGCGACAAGGGUGAAAAAUCGAGGGUUGCAACCUCCCCCUCUUCAGUGGUCCUGGGAGCUCGAUCAUGUCGGAACCCGAUGAGAUGGCAAAUUUUAGUGAAAAUGAAAGGAUUGUUGAAGAAAAUGAGCAAGUGUGUUUUAUUUGUGGUUUAACGGGUGAUCCGAUUGACAAUAAAAUAAAAUGUUUAACAAGCGCAAUUUUAAAAAAUUGUAUAAAAGCGAUGGAGGUUAGGAAAAAGCAGCAACCUAACACCUCCAGAAGAUCCAUGGAUGUUUCUUCAAUCGAAUUGCCCAAAGAUCUUGAGGAGAAAGGAUAUCAUCAAAAAUGUUAUAAACAACUAACGAACUUAUCUGGAAAACGCAAAAUUGAAGAAGUUGUUGAUCUCGACGCCAAUGAGGAUUCACUCGAUAAUAAGAGAAGAGAAAAUAACGAAGAACAUGAAGAGCACGUAUCUUUUGAACAUGGUGCAAGUGUUUGUGUAUUUUGUACAAAAGUUCGCAAAAUACAUCACCGCCAGUUCAUGAAACCGGCGAGAUUAUAAAAUUGGGAACUUUCGUUGGGCAUUGAAUUAAAAGCUACUGAUUGCAUUUGUCAUUUCCAUUUUAAAGAGGAACAAAUAAAAAUGUACGAGAAAUUUUACAUAAAAGGAGAGCUGAAGAUUAUGCCUACAGGAAGAAAAAUGCUUAAAGAAGAAGCUUUACCAACGAUCCAGCAUUUGUUUAUUCCGAUACUUGAACAUGAGUUUCUUACAAGUAUUGUAGAUGAACUGGAAAAGCCAAGCUUACAUUCAAAUAACUCUGAAGACGAACAGCUGUUUCAAAUGCAAGAAAACAACAUCGAGCCACAGAAAAUAUUACCAUAUGAAGAUGUUUUUAACAAUCUAAUAGGUGUUGGUGUUCAAAGUGAACAAGAUUUGAUAGAACCACCUUUCAGUCAACACGCAUCUAAGGAUUCGAAGAAUCUACAAGAAAUCAAAGCUCCAAAAUUGCCGCUGUUUUGGCUGUAUGUACCCAAGCCCAAUAGAUUUGUAUUUAUGCGAAUGGAUCCAACAACUCAGCAGAUCAAAAUUCGGUUACGCUUAAACGAGAAUAUAUCUAUUACUGUUAUUUAUCCUAACAAUGAAAAACUGCCUCUAAACGAGAAAAUUAAUUCAUCAAGUAGUGUCUAUGAUUACUUGAAAUCAGUGGAAAGAUGGCCUUUAUGCGUUGGCACUCCGAUUGACAGUACUAAGUAAAGGUAUUGAAAACUUUGUAAAAAUGUGAUUGUUGGUGAUGACACUUAUAAAAGAAACCAAGUUAAUCCAGGAUGUAAAUCCUGUCAAAUGUUACGGAAUCGACUACAGAGUCGAAAUUCGACUUCAAAUAAUUUGGAAACAACUGCUACAAAAAGACGUGCUUCAAAUCUGAUUAAACAGUGCAAACGUCUUAAAAGAAUGAUUUAUUAAUUUAACAAUUGAAAUCGUUUCUGAUUGUACGUUAAUCAGUUCUAUAAUAAAUAUUGUGUUGAAGAAGUCAUAAUGCUUACAUAAUUCAACGAAGAAUGACACCAAAGGGUUAUAAACUUUAGAAAAUUCAACUAGUGUGCUAUGAAGUCAAAUGCUGCACAGUACAAGAAGCAAUCAUGAAGUUGCCGACAGAAUUCCAAAGUAAAUUCGUGCUUUGAAGCUGCGAAAAAAAAGGAUGCUAAAGGUCGACGAUUUACCUUAGAGUGGAUAUACGAAUGUAUAUUGAUUCAUUUAAAAAGCAAAACCACGUAUCAAUUCUUACGUCACAGAAAUAUUUUACCUCUUCCCUCUAUCACUACAUUAAAUAAAUUUAUUCGGAAAAUUAGCUGUUCUGCUUACGGCAUUCAACCUACUACUUUCUUUAUCUUAAAAGAAAGAUGUGAAACAAUGGAGAAAGGAGAAAAACAAGGAGUUAUUUUGGUUGACGAGAUGAAAUUGAGCGAAGGUGUUUCUUUUGAUUAACAAUCAAUGAAAUUUUCUGGUUUUGUUAAACCUCGGAAAGCACACCCCGGAGGAUUUAAAAAAUAAAACGAAUAACCAUGCUUUAGUCUUCAAAUUUGUACCAUUUAAAGGUAGAUGGGUUCAAACAUUGGGUUGCUUUCUCUCACAGAAUGCUAGCAAAAGCAAACCAUUACAUAAACCCAUCGUCGAAUGUAUUAUACUGAUGGAAAAUAGGGGGAUCAAUGUUGACGUUGUUGUUAUGGAUGGUGCAUUUUGGAAUAGAGGUGUAUGGAAACUAUUUGAUGUAGACGAAAAUA